Cajanus cajan (pigeon pea) is the source of this 1827-nucleotide messenger RNA. Its product is annotated as putative pectinesterase 8. NCBI's taxonomy places the organism in Eukaryota, Viridiplantae, Streptophyta, Magnoliopsida, Fabales, Fabaceae. Gene Ontology annotation, biological process: pectin catabolic process; cell wall modification. Gene Ontology annotation, molecular function: pectinesterase activity. The record is from RefSeq and is a predicted model, not a curated record.
AAAAAAGGUUGAAGAAAAACAACCAACUUAAAAGUUUGGUGAAGUUUGGAAAUUUUCCCAAGAAUGAAUAAGGGACAGGGUAGUUUGCAAGGCAUGCCACUGAACCUUUCCCUUCAAGUCCAUCUUUGACGUGAUUUUAUUCAUAUAUAUACUCAUUUCCCAAUUUUCAGCCUCAUCCCUUUUCACACCCUCUUCUACAUUCUAAAAGCAGCAAAUGAGUCUCCAAAGCAACCUCCUAUCUCUUUUGGUUCCCUUGGCAGCAGUUUUUGUAUCUUUGUAUUUCAUAAAUCCAAUUCCACAUUUUCUCAACAACUUCACAUAUUUGAGUCUCACAAACUUGUCACCAUCAUCUAUAUACUUGGCAAAACCUUUAGCUUGGAAUUGGAACUUCCACAAAAACCAUCAUCAUCGACCACACAAGAAACACCCUGACAAUGGGAACACUGAUUCUGUUUGUGAUGAUUUUCCACCAGGCAUUCCACCUCCAAAUACUAAUACCACUUCUUAUCUUUGUGUUGAUCGAAAAGGGUGUUGUAAUUUCACAACAGUACAAGCAGCCGUGAAUGCAGUUCCAGAUUUUAGUCUAAAAAGAACCAUAAUUUGGAUAAACAAUGGCAUCUACUAUGAGAAGGUUAUGGUGCCAAAAACCAAACCCAACAUUACAUUUCAAGGACAAGGCUAUAUUUCAACUGCGAUUGCAUGGAAUGAUACUGCAUUGUCUGCGAAUGGAACAUUUUAUAGUGGAUCUGUACAAGUUUUCGCCUCCAAUUUCAUUGCUAAGAACAUAAGCUUCAUGAAUUUAGCACCAAUACCAAGUCCUGGGGCCGUAGGGGCACAAGCAGUAGCUAUUAGAAUUUCGGGCGAUCAAUCUGAAUUCAGGGGUUGUGGAUUCUUCGGAGCCCAAGACACCCUUCAUGAUGAUAAGGGUCGUCAUUACUUCAAAGAUUGUUACAUUCAAGGUUCCAUUGACUUCAUAUUCGGCAAUGCAAGGUCACUCUAUGAGAAUUGUGAGUUAGUUUCUAUAGCUAACCCUGUACCUGUGGGACAAAAGAGCAUAAAUGGUGCUGUUACGGCUCAUGGUAGAGUUUCCACCGAUGAAAAUACAGGAUUUGCAUUUGUGAAUAGUACAAUUGGAGGAACUGGAAGAAUAUGGUUGGGUAGGGCAUGGAGACCUUAUUCUCGUGUUAUUUUUGCCUUCACAGUAAUGUCAGAUAUCAUUGCUCCUGAAGGUUGGAAUGAUUUCAACGACCCUUUAAGAGAUCAGACUAUUUUCUAUGGAGAAUACAAUUGCUCAGGACCCGGGGCUAAUAUGAACUUUAGAGCACCUUAUGUACAAAAAUUAAAUGAAACACAAGCUUUGACAUUUCUCAACACAAGUUUUAUUGAUGGUGACCAAUGGUUGGAAACUUCCAACUAAGCUAACCUUCCCAUACCAUAUUGUAAAUUCUUUUUCCAUUCAUACAAUGUGAAAUAAGUACACAAAUUAAACAAAGGGGAAAGAAUAGAUUAUAGACAAUUCAUUGAAUUGUGUAUACUAUAAAGUAACAAAAUAUCGAGUUAUUAUUUAUAAAUUGUACCUAUUAUAUCUUUCAUCAUCCUAAUUAUAUACGAGUUACUUGAAUUUGAAUAAAAAUUUUGGUGAUAGAAUGCCAAAAAUUAAGUUAACCAUCUUUAGAACUUUAACUCUUAAUUCUCAUUACAAAAUCUGUUAGACAUGAUGCAUGGAUAACAUCAUAUCAUCAAAAUCGGAUUAUGUGAAUCAUAGUGCACCUUUCUUUAAUACAAGAAGGAAACCAGGGGUAAAGAAAAACUAUCUUCAAAGGAAAA